Molecule: messenger RNA, 1584 nt
Organism: Chelonoidis abingdonii (Abingdon island giant tortoise)
Lineage: Eukaryota; Metazoa; Chordata; Testudines; Testudinidae
Source: RefSeq, a predicted model, not a curated record
CCCUUCCCUGUAGGAUCCAGCAGGAAGGUCUGGAUCAAGUUACAAAGAAGAUGAGGAUUUCCUUCCACCCGCACUGUGCCAUGGGCAACCCCUGUCUGUCCAGUUACCUCAUUUUCUUUUUUACUGUCCAUGUUUCUACACUGGAACCAGUGAAUUUCAAGGUGAUUGGACCUGAUCAUCCCAUCAUGGUCUCUGCAGGUGAAGAUGCCCUGUUACCCUGUCACCUCUCCCCCAGCACGAGUGCUCAAGGGAUGGAGGUGCGCUGGUACCGAUCCAAGUUCUCUGAACCUGUCCAUCUGUAUCAGCAUGAAAAAGAUCAGGCUGAGCAGCAAAUACCAAAUUAUCAGGGCAGAACAGAGCUGCUGAAGGAUGGUAUUGUGGAUGGAAGUGUUGUCCUGCAUAUACGCAACAUCACCCCCUCUGACCAUGGGCAGUUUAUCUGUUUCUUCCGAUCAAGCAGCUUUUAUGCGGAAGCCACUUUGGAACUGAAGGUGGCAGGUCUGGGCUCUACUCCUCGCAUCACUAUCGACAGCUACCAGAGCGGAGGGAUCCACGUGGUGUAUGAAUCUGCUGGAUGGUACCCGGAGCCCCAGGUGCAGUGGAGAGAUCUCAGUGGGCAGCACUUACCAUCCCUAACAGAAAAAAUAACUCAACAUGAUAACGGCCUGUUUGAAGCACAAAUUUCCAUUAUUGUAACGGAAACUUCCAGUCAGGAUCUGUCCUGCUCUGUCAGGAACUCCCACCUCAACCCAGGGAAAGAAUCUGUGGUCUACAUCGCAGAUCCAUUCUUCCUGAGGGGCUACCCCUUUAAGGUGGCUAUGUACGUACUCCUGGUUGUUGUGGGUUUGCUCACUUUCACAGCAAGCUACUUCUUCUGGAAGCAGAACAAGGCAAAAGGGAAACUCGUUGCUGACCUUGGUAAGUGUCAUAACCCUCUCCCUGCUAUAAACUUUGUUCCUUGUUCCACCAGGGGAUGGAACUUCCCUGAUCCACGCACCCUCCUGAAAAAGCUCCAGGUUAAGCUUGGAAAGCUCGAGGCUGAGCUUAGAUGGAGAAAAACUCAAGUAUGUGAAGAAGUGAAGGUGACUCUGGAUCCAGACACAGCUCAUCGUGGGCUCAAGCUGUCAGAGGACCAGAAGACUGUGACAUGGGAAUCCAAACAUCAGGAUCUACCUAACAAUCCCGAGAGAUUUGACGAAGUUUUCUGUGUGCUGGGUUCUGAGGGAUUCACAUCAGGAAAAAUUUAUUGGGAAGUGGAGGAGAUAGGGAGAAUCUGGGCCGUAGGGGUUGCCAGAGAGUCUGUGAGGAGGAAGGGACAAAUCAAAUUUACCCCCGAGGAGGGGAUCUGGGGGAUAGAACAGUCCAGGGGUCACUACUCACUGCUCACCACCCCUGAGAUCCCCCUGCCACUGUGUGAGACACCCAAGAAGAUACGGAUCUAUGUAUACUAUGAAAAGGGGCAAGUGGUAUUUUUCAACCCAGAUAAUGGUGAUCUGAUCGCCAGUCUCACAGCUUCUUUCAAUGGGGAGAAAAUAUUCCCCUUCUUCUGGGUCUGUUCCCACCUCACACUAACCACCUGAGACA